Molecule: messenger RNA, 720 nt
Organism: Paramecium octaurelia
Lineage: Eukaryota; Ciliophora; Oligohymenophorea; Peniculida; Parameciidae
Source: the annotation of a GenBank genome assembly
AUGAGAAUUGCUACAUACAAUAUUAGAAAUACUCAGGAUUAAUAUCUUAAGAGAAGAGAGAAACUACAGAGUAUCAUCUAAGGAUUGAAUGCUGAUGUGAUUUCUCUUCAGGAAGUGGCCCUUCCAGAGCUGGAUUACUUGGCAGGAGAUUACUAGAAAUUCUUUGCCCCAAUUCAAUUAUAAUUUCCCUUACAUCCAGACCCAGAGUUUAGAAUAGAUGGAAAUGCUAUUUUAGUUAGGAAAGGCAUCGAAGUUAAAUUACAUGAAUUUGUUCAUAUCAGUGUGUUUAGAAACAUAUAACACAUUGUAAUCGGAGAUGUGCAUAUUUACAACACUCAUUUACAUCAUGUCAUUGGAGAUGAUCAAGUUCGAAGUCAUUAAAUAGAUAACAUCCUCACCUAUCUAUUGGGAUAAAUGAAUGAAAGGAUUUUUCUAAUGGGAGAUUUCAACUUGACCCCUGAAUCUUAAGAAUACAAAAAAAUGACUCAAUAUUUUAAAUCUUCUUACACAUUGGCUAAUCAAAAAGAACCUGAAAUAACAUUUCCAACAGGUUUGACAGGACCAUUUAUGGACACUGAUCCAGCUGGAACCUUUGAUUAUAUAUGGAUAAGGGGUAAUAAUAUAGAAGUCAAGGAAUGCACUCUAUUUGGAUCAGAUAAAAUUUAAGAAGGAGUAUAUCCAAGUGACCAUCUAGGAAUUCUAGGAGUAUAUAAUAUAUGA